UUUAUCCCCUUUACCUCCUGCAAUUAAAUUUCUUGAUUCUCUACCUUUCUAAAUCAUUCAUCUAUUAAUUCUGCCCCUGACCCAUUCCAUCAAUCCCUGACUUUCUUCCUCUUCUCCAAUACUCCUUUGCCAGUUACUUCUCUCAGCCCCAUACCAUUUUCUCCUAUUUUUCCAGGUCCAGCCCCGUUUCCACCUUCUGUUUCACUUCCUGCCAUUGUCCUUUUAGUUCACACCUACCUUAAAGACCCAGUCGUGUGAUAAACUAUUAUCGUGUUGGGUGCUCUGAUUCACUGAGAAACUCUUAUCACCUAAUUGUGUAGUAUUGCUAUUUUGAAAAUAAGGAACAUACCAGGCAUAGUAUGUGCUUUUCCUAUACUUCUUGCCUCUUACCUGUGCCUCUUCAAGUAAGUAGGGUUUAGUUUAUAUGAACCCUCCGGUUUCCGCCCCCCCAUGCCGAUUUUUACAAAGUUUGCUAUACUGAGCACCACUCCAGUUGGGAUCCACAGAGUUUUUCCUACCAUAUCACAAUUCCACAAAUGGGCGAUUUUAAACAGGGCUGAAUUUCGCAGCACUUUAGGGAUGGAUCCAGCUUCCCUUAUUCUGCCCUAGCUAUUCCCGAUCACCAUGUUAGUGCUGCGCUAAAAGUGGGGAAACCGGAGUACCGGUUAGGGGAUAGUGCAUAUCCCGAUUGACAUUAGAAUAUGACGAACUCUGCCCCACAUCGAACUAGGUCAAAGCCCUAUGCCGCUCACACCGGACUGCCCUUUCCCUAACGAAACAACCCACAGCCACCGACUGACACUCAAUUUUGGUAAGCCAAUAACGCCAAGAGCUUGAUUUGAAAUACGCCAAAACUUCUCUCUGUUAAAAAUUCCCUUCCUUGUUCAUUGCCGCUAUUGUCACCCAAUCCACAUCCUUCCACUAAUUCACCCAGGAAAUCGGAAAAUAUGGCCCGCAGACCCGCUCGCUGCUACCGCUACUGCAAGAGUAAGUUUGAUAGUUUUCUCGACGAUUUAUUUCUUUGGGGAGAGCCUUGGACGAGGGGAAUGCUAGAGGAGCGAAGUGGCAUUUGGGUGGUAGUGAUUUGUAGUUGAAUGAGCAGGAUUCACUUCGGUUCCUUUUUCUAUGGCAGGAAGGCUAUCGUGAGCGUUGGGAAGCAUUCGGGAACAAGUUGUGGAUACUAAUUGGUUUAUCUUCUAGACAAGCCCUACCCCAAGUCACGCUUCAACCGUGGUGUUCCCGACCCCAAGAUUCGUAUCUUUGAUUUGGGGCGCAAGCGUGCUGGUGUUGACGAAUUCCCUCUUUGCGUCCACUUGGUUUCUAACGAGUACGAACAACUUUCUUCUGAGGUAUGGGCCAUUCCUCAUCAAAUGGUGGGAGGUGCGGGGCAGUGCUGUUCGGUGGAAAUUAGCGAGUUAGAAGCUGAGUUUGGACUACGGAUUAGGCUCUCGAGGCUGCCCGUAUUUGCGCCAACAAGUAUCUUGUCAAGAUUGCCGGAAAGGACGGUUUCCACAUGAGAGUCCGGUAUGUAUCCCAUAUAUUUUGUUCGCCAUGUGGAACAUGCUAACACUACUCAAGGGCUCACCCCUUCCACGUCAUUCGUAUCAACAAGAUGCUGUCUUGCGCCGGAGCCGAUAGGUUGCAAACUGGCAUGCGUGGCGCCUGGGGCAAGCCUAAUGGGACUGUCGCCCGUGUCAAUAUUGGUCAGAUCAUUCUGUCUGUGAGGACACGGGAUACGCAUCGUGCAACCGCUAUCGAGGCUCUGAGGAGAUCUCAAUAUAAGUGUGUUAUCUAGCUGUUAUAUUUGUACGGAUCUAAUAUACUUUUAGAUUUCCCGGUCGCCAGAAGAUCAUCGUCUCCAAGAAUUGGGGUUUCACUCCGCUCCGUCGCGAUGAGUACCUGGAGAAGCGACAGGCAGGUGAGGUCAAGGUUGAUGGAGCGUAUGUUCAGUUCUUGAGGCCUCAUGGGCAGCUGGAGGACAACAUGCGCAGGUUCCCUGAGGCGUUUGCUGCUUAAGUUCGUUGAUAAAUGGUUUCGGGGAGGUGGCGUAAAUCUUUUGUAUGUGGCAUAAGAACGUGGAGGGCAAAUAAACGGAACUUGCGCUU
Molecule: messenger RNA, 2105 nt
Organism: Tuber aestivum (summer truffle)
Lineage: Eukaryota; Fungi; Ascomycota; Pezizomycetes; Pezizales; Tuberaceae
Source: the annotation of a GenBank genome assembly